AUGAAGCUGUCUCGCUCGUCCUCGCCAGAGCUGGACCCCUCCACCAUUGGCAUCGACUUUGCGCCCCUCCCCGAGUACAAACAAGCCAGCGACACUGCAUUAGACUUCGGUGGCCUACUUUCGACGCCAUUGAAGGUCCACGAAGACCUUGCCUCAGGGUGCGGAGGCCAAACGUGGCCGGCGGGAAUGAUGUUGGCUAGGCAUAUGCUGCGAUACCACCGGGACAAGCUCCGAGAUGCGCGCGUAUUGGAGAUUGGAGCAGGUGGAGGUCUCGUCGGCUUGGCAGUAGCAAAUGGGUGCAGCCUCAGCCAGCCUCUGCAUAUUACCGACCAGUUGGAGAUGUUGAGUCUGAUGGGCCACAACGUCCUCCUCAACAACGCACAAGGCCGUGUCAAGCCCAUGAUCCUCAACUGGGGCGAGCCAUUGCCGUCGGAAACUGUAAGCUUCAAACCAGACGUGAUCCUGGCCGCCGACUGCGUCUACUACGAGCCCGCUUUCCCGCUCCUCCUGCAGACGCUCAAGGACCUCCUGGCGCUUUGUCCCUCCGCUACCGUCUACUUCUGUUUCAUGAAGAGGCGGCGCGCCGACAUGCAGUUCCUGAAAACCGCCAAAAAGUCCUUUGUCGUGACCGAGAUUGCAGAUGACGAGCGCCCCGUUUUCAGCAGGCAAGGCCUUUUCCUGUACACCUUCACCAGCAAGAAUCAAGCCCCAACAUCAUGA
This is a messenger RNA of Diaporthe amygdali, 720 nucleotides long. RefSeq lists its product as uncharacterized. The transcript has 3 exons. The record is from RefSeq and is a predicted model, not a curated record. The coding region runs from base 1 to 720 and encodes 239 amino acids. Lineage: Eukaryota; Fungi; Ascomycota; Sordariomycetes; Diaporthales; Diaporthaceae.